AUGGAAACUAAGUUAAUUAAAUACCCAGCUACUGCUGAUCCUGCUAAGAUGGCUACAAUGCAGUUAUUAUUACAGGGAGUGACAGGGAGUCAGAUCAGUGUGCCGAUAACAAUCGUUACAUGCGGUAUCGCAAAGAUGUUUGUUGGUGAACUCGUUGAAAUAGUGGGCCUUGCCCAACAAACUAGUAACGUGAAUUAA
Messenger RNA from Eruca vesicaria subsp. sativa (arugula), 198 nucleotides. NCBI's taxonomy places the organism in Eukaryota, Viridiplantae, Streptophyta, Magnoliopsida, Brassicales, Brassicaceae. The record is from the annotation of a GenBank genome assembly.